Messenger RNA from Synchiropus splendidus (mandarinfish), 2887 nucleotides. It is a transcript of the gene cyp1b1, whose product is annotated as cytochrome P450 1B1. Gene Ontology annotation, biological process: hormone biosynthetic process; progesterone metabolic process. Gene Ontology annotation, molecular function: iron ion binding; heme binding; oxidoreductase activity, acting on paired donors, with incorporation or reduction of molecular oxygen, reduced flavin or flavoprotein as one donor, and incorporation of one atom of oxygen. The record is from RefSeq and is a predicted model, not a curated record. NCBI's taxonomy places the organism in Eukaryota, Metazoa, Chordata, Actinopteri, Syngnathiformes, Callionymidae. Bases 123 to 1709 code for a protein of 528 amino acids. The transcript has 2 exons.
CAGUACCCAAGCGGGAGCCAGACUCCGGCGGUCGGGAUGUCUGGCUGCUCCGGGACAGAGAGACCACUCGCGCUCCUCACUGGUCGGUAACCAGCCUGUGUUCCUCGCGCAGGCUCGUCGUCAUGGACCUUCUGGACCUCAGACUGGAGCGGGUGGACCCGGCGACCAUCCGGGCGGUGUUGCUGGCGGGCGUCACCUUGCUCUUCUCCCUGCAGCUGCGGCGCUGGUUCCUGCAGCAGCGGAGCCCCAACAGCCCCCCGGGUCCCAUCCCGUGGCCGAUCAUCGGGAACGCGGCGCAGCUGGGCAAGUCUCCGCACCUGGCGUUAACGCGCAUGGCCAAACGGUACGGCAGCAUCUUCCAGAUCAAGCUGGGCAGCCGGACCGUGGUGGUCCUGAACGGAGACUCCAUCAGACAGGCGCUUGUCAAGCAGGGACCCGAGUUUGCUGGCAGACCGGACUUCACCUCUUUCCAGUACGUCUCCAACGGGGCCAGCCUCGCGUUCGGGACCAUGACGGACUGGUGGAAACUGCACCGCAGGGUGGCCCAGUCCGCGGUCCGGAUGUUCUCCACCGGGAACCUUGAGACUAAGAAGACGUUCGAGCAGCAUGUGGUCAGUGAGGUCACCGAGCUCCUGCAGCUGUUCGACGCCAAGACCAAGGCGCGCGGCUCCCUGGAGCCCAUGUCCUACCUGGUGGUGUCCAACGCCAACAUCAUGAGCGCGGUGUGCUUCGGCAAAAGAUACCCCUACGACGACGUGGAGUUCCGGCAGGUGGUGGGCAGGAACGACCAGUUCACCCAGACGGUGGGCGCGGGCAGCAUGGUGGACGUCAUGCCCUGGCUCCAGUACUUCCCCAACCCCAUCAAGACCAUGUUUGAGAACUUCAAGCGGCUCAACCAGGAGUUCGGCGAGUUCAUCCGCGACAAGGUGGUGGAGCACAGGAAGACCAUCGAGUCCAGCAGCAUCAGAGACAUCACGGACGCUUUUAUAGUGGCUCUGGACCAGCUGAGGGACCGAACCGGAGCGUCACGGGAGAAAGACUAUGUGACCGCCACUAUGGGGGACGUGUUCGGAGCCAGUCAGGACACUCUGUCCACAGCCCUGCAGUGGAUCAUCCUCAUCCUGGUCAAGUAUCCAGAGGAGCAGGAGCGUCUCCAGCAGGAAGUGGACAAGGUGGUGGGCCGCAGCCGGCUGCCGUCCGUCGAAGACCAGGUGCGGGUGCCGUACGUCAUGGCCUUCAUCUACGAGGUCAUGCGCUUCACCAGCUUCGUGCCGCUCACCAUCCCUCACUCCACCAUGUCCGACACAAGCAUCCUGGGCUACGACAUACCAAAGCACACGGUGGUCUUUGUCAACCAGUGGUCCGUCAACCGCGACCCGGCCGCGUGGCCCCUCCCCGAGACCUUUGACCCGCGGCGGUUUCUCAGCGAGGACGGGUCGCUCAACAAGGACCUGUGCAGCAGCGUGCUCAUCUUCUCGCUGGGCAAGCGGCGCUGCAUCGGCGAGGAGCUCUCCAAAAUGCAGCUCUUCCUCUUCACGGCGCUACUGGCCCACCAGUGCCACAUCCGGAGCAACUCGGCUCGCCCCCCCACGCUGGACGGCAUUUACGGCCUGACUCUGAAGCCGCUUCCCUACUCCAUCUCAGUGACUCUGCGGGGCGACACAAGUCCUGAAGCAGCGAGUGAAGCGACGCCGGACUCGUCUGCGUAAACCCGAACGAUAUCUUUGAUGAUUGAUUAUGAAGGCUGAUGAACUGAUCAUGUUAUUUAUAAGCUGUUAAUCUCAGGCUAAACGUGUGAUUUGAAUGAACUGACUUCUGUCAUAGCUGCCUUUCUUCAAGUAUUAUCGAGACACGUGCCUUUCACAGGAGACGUGAAGGGACCAGGACAUGCCUGCUGACUCACACAGAUCAGUCUUUGUUCUCCCAAAUAUGAAACCUAUGAAGCGUCGUAGCUGCUUUCAUGCUAACAGCAUGUGUAUCCAGGGCGUCCGCCACCUCAACCACCCGGUGGCCCUGAAGCUUUCUGGACGACCAGAACUCACUGAACCUGCAGUGGCUUCUUCAGUUCUUUUGACCACUUUAUAGUCAUAAAAGAAGAAAUCAUAUUGUCCUUCCACUCAAGAACAAGACCCCUAAAUGAUUCUUCUUUAAAACCCUCAAGUAUCAUCAGUGAGUUUUGUUCACGAGUGAGGGAAGGAUGGGGAUGAAUAGAUCGAUCUGUGCAGCAUCUUCAGUCAUGGAGAGCCAGAGCUCAGUCUUCCCUGGUGACUACAAGAGCAGGACACAGAGUUUUCUCUGGACACUCCAUCAGAGCUCAGAUGACACAAAUUUGAUGUGUCUCCUUGAUGCCUCCCUGGUGAGCUGAGAAGCUUCCAGGUGAGGCAGGUCUCGCAUUUGCCCGCUGCAAGCGCCUUUUCAUUCUAAACUAAACUACUGAUCGUGACCAGGUUUAUAAGCUGCUCCCCCUUAUUUAACAAAACAAAGCUCACCAGCGGAAGAGUCCUGCUGUCGGCCUGCCUGUCCGCAACCUGCUGUUCCGCUCGCACGGAGCCACUAACUUUAGACCAGUGUUAUUUCGCUAACUCAUAUGAAUGUUGUUUUUAUAGAAAAGCCGCUGCUCUGUUUCCAGAUGCCAGUAACCAAAUGAUUUUUGCAUUUAUCUUUUCUAUGUUUUCUACUCUCGUACGUUGCUCAACACCAGCAGCCAGAUCUGUGUCAUGACAAGCAACCAUGAACCAGUGAACUACGACCUAAAUUAACACUUUAACUUAAGCGAUUCGAGGCAUAUUUUAACAGUCCAUGACGACCUGUGAUGCCACUACUGUGUUGUUGUAUUUAAAUGAAAAUGUACAAAAUACAUUAAAACCAAUAUUUUAAUUAUUUGUCG